This is a messenger RNA of Cryptomeria japonica (Japanese cedar), 752 nucleotides long. Its product is annotated as photosystem I reaction center subunit VI-1, chloroplastic. The coding region runs from base 122 to 559 and encodes 145 amino acids. Gene Ontology annotation, cellular component: chloroplast thylakoid membrane; photosystem I reaction center; photosystem I. Gene Ontology annotation, biological process: photosynthesis. The record is from RefSeq and is a predicted model, not a curated record. The transcript is spliced from 3 exons. NCBI's taxonomy places the organism in Eukaryota, Viridiplantae, Streptophyta, Pinopsida, Cupressales, Cupressaceae.
AACACUUGUCACCACUCAGUUGGGUUGCAUCUUAUACCAAGCUAAGGCUAGUAAUACAAAGAAGCCCAAACAAGCAUAAGCAAUAAGCAUAUGCACCAUCCAUACGAUUAGCAAAGAGACGAUGGCUGCAAUCACCGCCAGUGUUGUGAAGCCCAAAGCUGCAGUUCAUGGCCUAUGCGGCGCCACUCUCCCUCUCUCUGCUCGGAAGCUCUCCAUGCCUUCACGCCGCCUCAGAAUGCCCAAAUCUUCCAAGAGGAACGUAGUGGUGGCCAAGUAUGGGGAUAAGAGUGUUUACUUUGAUUUGGAGGACAUCAGCAACACCACUGGCGCCUGGGAUCUCUAUGGCUCCGAUGCCCCUUCUCCCUAUAACCCUCUGCAGAGCAAAUUCUUUGAGACAUUUGCUGGGCCAUUCACAAAAAGAGGGCUUCUGUUGAAGUUUCUGGUGUUGGGAGGAGGUCUAGCGUUGACAAGUGCCACCAGCAAUGCUACAGGUGACAUCCUCCCCAUUCUCAAAGGCCCUCAGCAGCCCCCUACUAUGGGCCCCAGGGGAAAGAUCUGAGCAUAUUCUAUGUUAUUACACCACCUCUUAUUCAGUUGGAUUCUUAUUUUUAACUGUUUACCCACCUACAUGCCUCCAUGUUCUAAAUAUGGUUCCUCCAACUGGUGUACAAUCUGAGCUCUUUUGACUCCCAAUCACCAUUGAAUGUGAAUUCCUUUCAGCAGGUUAAUUAAGCCUCUGUUAUACACUGUUA